GAAAAAAAACCCCCUGCAAUUUAAUUGAAGGUUUAAGGUAUGAAACAUAAGACGGCCAGUAUACAACUCUCACCGUCUACUGCGUGUAUCAUUUACAAUGUUUUCAGGCCACCUUUUAUUCGAAACAAAGACAUCACUAGAUUAGUUCGCAUUCAUAUUCAAUAUCAGUAUAAUCAAUAUAUUUUACGUUUGGAGUAAUUUAAGACUGUCAUUAUGUUUGAAUUAUUUCAACACACUUUGCCCAUAAACAUUAUUAUUUGUGCUAUUUAACUGACUUGUCAAAACAUGUUCCCGGCUUUCAUGUUAAUCUUAUAUAGGCUCGAACAGAACAAAAGCUGGGUCCAUUUUUUGACAGGUCAAUACACACAUGCAUAUGCUCUAUCGAGGUGGCUAUGAAUGUAGUUAGAUAUUUUAAUUUGUGCAGUAAAGAAUGAAUAAAUUUAUUGUUCGACUUGUUCGACUGCUGGUAUUUUUUGUACCAAUGUUUUUGUAUUUUUAAUAACUUUUACAAAACAUACCGAUAGAAGUACAGUCUUUAACCCCGUGGACAUUAUUUUAUCUAAUAACAAUGUAAAAUCAAAUCCAAGAUGGAAUUUUGAAAUGGGCAUAAACUGGACGUGGAAUUCAGUUUUGGAUAUUUUGAAACAUUUUCCAGGCCGCGGAGAUUUCUUGCAAAUCGAUUCAGAGGGUCCAUCUGUUUUGUACCCAAACAGAAGCAAGUCGGAGGAGUUGAUUAACGAUAAAUUGUCAGUUUUUGUUCUUUUACAUUCACAUAACGAUCCAGGUUAUAGACAUACAUUAGAAGAUUACUACAACUUUAGGGCGAAAAAGGUAUUAUCUUUAGCUGUCCAGAAACUGACAAAAUAUAAAGAUCUGACAUUCAUAUGGACUGAUACAUGUUUUCUUGAACGAUGGUGGAAUGAACAGAACAGUGAAACUAGAAACGAGCUAAAACUACUUGUGCAAUCUGGACGGUUUGAAAUCGCCCUGGGAGCAUGGGUGUCGGCGGACGAAUGUAUCACACACUACUUUGCCUAUUUAGAUCAACUCAUAGAAGGUUACUAUUGGAUACGACAACAUUUGGGCGUGUUUCCAAAAGUAUCUUUUAAUAUGGACCAGUUUGGAUCAUCUGCAUCUGUGAAUUACAUAAGGAGUGUGGCCGGUAUAAAAAUCACAUUUUUGAAUCAUUUACAUAAAGGGACAAAGAAGUAUUUUAGACAGCACAGACUGCUAGAAUUCUACAAUCGGCAGCUUUCGGACAAAACGGGGGACGAGGAUACAUUUAUCCAUAUUGAACCAUUUGAUGAUCUUUCCUUCAAAGGAAGUUGUGGACCAGCCAAAAUGGUCUGCGUGUCACUGGACUUAAGAACAUUCAAGCUUCCGCACCCUGAUGAGCUGUCAUUUAAACUCCCCAAACUUCUGAACGGCAUGCCGUACUGGAACGUGCACCAUUUUGCAGAGGUACUUGUUUCCCAAAUGAAAAUAAAAAGUGACGGUUACUUACAUAAUGUCCUACUGCUUCCGCUAGGGAACGAUAUUCUUUACCACACCGCUGGAGAAUGGACAAAUCAAUACAGAAACCUGAAAAUAUUAAUGGCAUAUAUCAACUCUUAUAAACCUUUUAAAGUCCAUAUACAAUUUGGAACAAUAGAAAAAUAUUAUGAAGAGGUUAUGAGACAAACCAAACGGCAUAAAAUACAAUACGCUUUGGCCGCAGGUGACUAUUUUCCAUACACAAGAGGUCCGAAAUAUUGGAGCGGGUAUUUUACCACUCGCCAGUUUAUGAAACGUCUCGGACGAGAACUUCAGGAAUCCGUACGUGCGGUAGAUCUUUUAAUGUCAUUUCUUGUCUAUAAUGGUCCAGGUUUGAAUAAGCAGAAGACUGAAUACAAAAUAUUUUUGUCGAAUUUGACUUAUGCAAGACGACAGCUAUAUAUAUUUCAACAUCAUGAUGCAAUAACUGGAACGGCAGAAGAGGAAACAGUGAAAGAUUUCAAACAAAGAUUGUCAUCAGCUUUGAUUUUGUCACAGGAAGUGAUGUCAGAGUUACUGAAAAUAGCAUUACAUAUCAGCUGUACACAUACUGCUUUACGAUACAAACAUCCUAACAAAGAAGGAAACUUCAACCUAGUAGGAAAAGUAAGAGAUGUCGUAAAUAUUUCUAUUUUUCCUACUACUGUCAGAGAUAGAGUGGAAGAAUUAACGAAACAGGCUGUGCUAAACGUCAGUGGUGACACAACCAAGUUAAUUAUAUUCAACUCUUUUACUCAGAAAAGAAGGGAACUUAUUACGGUGUCAAUCAAAACUAAAGGAAGUGUUUUAAUCAAGGACCGAAAUGAUUUCAGUUUUGAUUUUGAUGUUGAAAUAUUUAAAGAUAUUAUGAAAGUUACAUUUAUAUCAGAACUUCCACCAGUAGGCAUUUCUGUUUUUAAUAUAGUAACAAAUUCAGAUAAGACAAUUAAACAAGAAGAAACUCCAAAGAAAGGGGAACAGUAUUUUGUUUGUCAAACUCAUGAAAUGAAUUUGACAUGUUCUAUAUGCAAGGGGAUCCCUUUAACGUUGUGUUCAAAGAAAGAAAAUACAUGUUCCAUUUUCCAAAUUGACCUCUUACAUUACACGCCAAUUAGUGAUGCGUAUACCUUUCCGGAUUCUGGAAAAUAUACAAUUAUACAAGACUACUCGUGGCAUCGUAUCAUUAAUGGAAAAACGUUUUGCUCUGUGGAAUUCUUCUUCAAAUUUGUAACGGUGAAGUACGUUCUUCAAAACGUACAUGGUGUGAAUGGAAGACGAGUACAGAUGGAAAUUCACGAUAAUCUAUCUAAAGCAGCUGCGAACAAUUUUGAAAGUCAGUUCGCCGUAAGAGUAAAAACAAAUAUUGAGAACAGAAACACGUACUACACGGAUUCAAAUGGUUUACAACUCAUGAAAAGAACAUUCAGAAAACAUUUAUCUUUUGGUGCAAACGUGUACCCAAUGACCUCUAUGGCGGUUAUACAAGAUAGAUUUCAACGACUCACAGUGCAUUCUAUUCAGCCUAAUGGUGUUGUGAGCAGGGACUCAGGAUCAUUGGAUAUAAUGAUUGACCGGGUUGUAACAGCAUACAGUGAUGGAACGGUCCGUGAAUUCGCAGGGAACACAAAUGACAAUUUACCAACUUUUACUAAACUGUAUUUCCAGCUUGAAAAAUCUUUAUUUUUUAUGCAAGACGGUCAAGCAGAAACGCUGCAACCGUCGUUAGAAGCUGUUAUGACAAAUGAUUUAAUUCAACACCCAGUUCACACAUUCUUCACUCAGUCGAACUUUGCAUGCAGUCAAAAGUCAUUCUCAUUUCUAAAUCGUCAAAUUCCUAGUGAAAUGAUAAUUGCAAACAUGAAGUGUUUAAUAGGAGAUGAAUUUAAUUUGGAUGGACUAUCAAUGACAUUGUUACGUCGAGACGUUUCUAUUAACAGACCAUAUUUGAAAUUCAAUCCGUCUAUAAUAUUUAGAAACGGUUCAGUAACGCUUCAUAACAUGUUUAAAGAUAGUAAUAUAUUCCAUGGUAAUUUUUCUUUCAAACCACUUGAAAUGAAAACAUUUUUAAUCAAAUAGACAUAGCAAGGAUAACUUUAAUCAAUAAUUCCUUGAGCAUUUGUGAAUAUGUUUAUUUAUUCUGUUUUUACAUAGAUCUAUAAUAAAGUUUAGAUCUACUUUUGUUGUUGCUAGAAUGAAAAAAAAAUUACAAUGCAUUUUCCCUGAGAGUUUUGUUUGAUUAUAAAAUACAGUUGUCUGUUUAAGAAAAAGAUAAAAAAUAUCGUUCACAAAGUAUACACCAAGUAGCAAUGAAAAAAGUAAGAUCCGGAGGGAAUGAUAAUUUUAUCUAACAUGUAAAGCAAACAAACUUUGGAUCUCUGGUAAUUUUUGUACGAAUUUGCUAACCCUUUCAACUACAGUGCAAUCUCUCCAGAGCGGCUCUCUCUUAAGCAAAAUCCUCUCUAUAACAACAUCAUCAAAAUUUCCCUAAGCUGGAAUAUAGACCUACUAUCAAAUUUACCUCUCCAGAACAACAACCUUUACAUAACAGACACUAUUUGUAUCUGCCAGAGGGUGUUGCAAUACAGAGGUUGCACUGUAUGUAUGUAGGUAGGGUUAUUGUAACAGUGUCUUGAUGUUGUAUUCGGCUCGAGUAGAUUUUACCGGGCCUGGAUUCUUAGCGAGGUGAUUGCACCGAGUGUGAUCCGACCUGGUAAAAUCCACGAGAGCUAGAGGCAUCAUUGCAGAUCAAAGUACUGUUUUAAAGGCCCGUUUAUUAAAUACAUAGAUUUUAUAUCAGCCAAAAUUGUCAAUAAUAUUAGAUUGAAUUUUCAUUUGAAACGGUGAACGUUUGACGCAUAGAACGUCGAGACACCAUCAUGACGUCAUUUCUGAUGACAUAUUUGACGUCACAACUAAAACAAAUUAUCCCAACAUUGAAUAUUUUUCCGUAUCCGAUGGGAGUUGAAUACCGGUUUUUGUAAUCAUAUGUGAAAUACGUCCUAUGAUAAAGUGUAAGAUUUGAAGAUAUAUUUUUUAUUUUGUAAAAUAAAUGAUUAAAAGUGUCA
This is a messenger RNA of Mercenaria mercenaria, 4577 nucleotides long. Its product is annotated as alpha-mannosidase 2-like. Gene Ontology annotation, cellular component: Golgi membrane. The transcript has 2 exons. The coding region runs from base 601 to 3588 and encodes 995 amino acids. NCBI's taxonomy places the organism in Eukaryota, Metazoa, Mollusca, Bivalvia, Venerida, Veneridae. Gene Ontology annotation, biological process: protein deglycosylation; mannose metabolic process; N-glycan processing. Gene Ontology annotation, molecular function: carbohydrate binding; alpha-mannosidase activity. The record is from RefSeq and is a predicted model, not a curated record.